AUGCAUGGACGGCAUUUGGAUUAUAGCUCUACAUUCCAUUCACGAUAUGCCCCACCGAAGAAACGCACUUUCUCUGCACGUUCAUCACAUCCAUGUUAUGUAGCUGAACGUCCCGCAGCUGCUAAUAUCUCAUCCCUGGCUGUUCGCGGUACAAACAGAAGAUAUCAAGGAAAGGAGUUUUUCUCUCAAACAAGUAAUCUGGUAGUUGAGAGGCCAGUGCAUUUUGGUAGUACAGUGAGUUUACCUCUGAGCUCGGAAAAUGGAAAAUUCUCAUCCACUUAUCGUUCACGUGAUGAAUAUCAUGUGAACCCGAGGUAUCGUAUGGACUGGCGUUUUUCUAAAGAACAAAAUUUUUCACCACGUCCUCCCCCUGUUAAAACCUUUGCACGAAGUAACUUCACAGAUUCUGAUAAUUUCUUCAUUCCACCACCUUCUGUACAUGAUGAGGGAAAACUUGUAGUUGUUCUUGAUCUUGAUGAAACCCUUGUAUAUUCACGUGGUGGACCAAUCAUUCCUAGACCUGGUACACAUCGUCUUUUUGAAGCUUUGCGUGGACGUUGUGAAGUAGUGGUAUGGACAGCAGGAGAAGAACAUUACGCAAGAGAGGUUAUACAAAGAAUUGACCGUAGACGCUGUAUUCAACACUGUAUAUUUCGUCACGAAAAAUGGUGGUCAGAAAGACCAGGCUAUUUAAAGGAUAUUAGCGCAUUGGGAAGACCUCUUAAUCGUACCAUAAUUAUUGAUAAUACACCUGAUUGCUUAAGGGCUUAUCCUCAAAAUGGAUUGCUCGUUACCGACUUUCGUGGAGAACUUUGGAAUCGUUCAGGGGCUGAUACCACUCUUUUUGUUCUUGCAGAUAUAAUUGAAGAUGUAUUGCGUGGUCCUUUGGUUUCUGUUGAGGCAUUUCAUAGUCACCCAUAUAUACAACUACGCUCAAUCCCGUGUGAUACCGGUGGCUCUAUUGAGGUGUUGACACUUAAGCAAGAUCAAUUUGCCAACGCAAGACCUCCCCGAUCGCGGUUUGUUGCGGCGUAUCAAUUACUAAAGGCGUCUCGCCAAUAA
This is a messenger RNA of Trypanosoma theileri, 1062 nucleotides long. Its product is annotated as nuclear lim interactor-interacting factor. The transcript has a single exon. Bases 1 to 1062 code for a protein of 353 amino acids. The record is from RefSeq and is a predicted model, not a curated record. NCBI's taxonomy places the organism in Eukaryota, Euglenozoa, Kinetoplastea, Trypanosomatida, Trypanosomatidae. Gene Ontology annotation, molecular function: phosphoprotein phosphatase activity.